Paramecium tetraurelia is the source of this 1398-nucleotide messenger RNA. RefSeq lists its product as uncharacterized. Gene Ontology annotation, cellular component: endosome. NCBI's taxonomy places the organism in Eukaryota, Ciliophora, Oligohymenophorea, Peniculida, Parameciidae. The record is from RefSeq and is a predicted model, not a curated record. Gene Ontology annotation, molecular function: phosphatidylinositol binding. The transcript is spliced from 5 exons.
AUGCAAAGUCAUGUAAAUUUAUAGAAAUAUGAAUCUUAUGAGUUGCAAAAACCAAGCAUAACUAUUUUUGAGUAAUCAACUUAGAUGAAUAUUUUAACUGAUGAAUAAAUUGAUGAAUCUGAUUCAGAACCUGAGAAGACCAUUUAAGAAACGCAAAACCAAAAUCUAUUACUUUCUAAAUACCAACAUAACAAUACAAUAUUUGAAGAUGAAAAUGAAGAAGGUGUGUGGGAAGAGAAUGCUAAGGAAGUAAAUCCUCCAAAGCCAUUUUUAAUGUCGAUUAACUUCUCCAACAUAAGUCUGUAUCGAUUCCCUACUCUGGAAUAAGAAAAGGUAUUUGGUGCUAUUUUUAUUGCAUAGAAUUUAAGGGCUGAGAUAAACAAUAUAGAAAUAAACAAUAAUGUAGUGUAUUAUUAGAUAGAAACCAAAUCAUCUUAAUUGGGGUACACCGUAAAAGUGAAGAGAAGAUAUAAUGAUUUUAAGUUUUUAUUGAGAGAAUUAACAAUCAGAUACCCUCAACUAUUAUUACCUUACUUACCUAUAGGAAUUGGAGUUGGAAAACUUAACAAUCGAAGCGUAGAAGAAAGAAAGAGAUUAUUAUAAAAUGUUAUUAAUAUCAUAACUAUGCACUAAGAAUUGAUACUUUCAAGUUCUGUCAGAAAUUUUUUUGAAGAAGGAGAUCAACAGGAAUUUGAGAAUAAAAGAAAACAAGGUCAAUAUAAUAUGAAAGGAGGUUUAGCUUAAAAUCUAUAAACAGUAAUAGAUAAAAGCAUAAAAUCGAUUGGAUAAUUAAAGAAUUGGUGGAAUGGUACAAAUCAAAACAAGAAAUGUGAGGAAUUGGAAUAAAUAUAGCUGGAAUUAGUCAAAUUAUUGAGUUAAUAAGCAAGGUAUUAGAAACUACUUUCCUACAUCUAAGCAUUAUAAAGAAAAUAGUAAAAAAUAAAGGAUAUAAUUGCAUAACAAGAUAGUUAAAAAACACAAUUACUAAUUGAAACGAAACUUCAUGAUUGUAUUUUAGAUUAUGCAAAAAAUUUAGAUUUCUAAACUAACACUUUAGAAGAUAAAUUUGAUUAAUAUUAUCAAUAGUAAAUUUGGUAAUUAAUGAAUGUAAUAGAAUUUAUUGAUUACGCUGAUAUUUAUUUUAAGCAGUUAGUCAAGUACAUUGAAGAUUUUAAUGAAUAAUUAACCUAGGUUGCACCAAAUUAAUAAACUCAUUAAACAAUCAAGGAUGAGAUUAAUAAAUAUUUGAGCAAAGCUAAGGAUUAAUUUUGCAAUAAAAAAGAUGGUAUAAUAUCAAAAUACAUUGGAAUUUAAUAAAAAGGAUUUACUGAUUAUUACAUUAGCCAAUAAUAGGAGAUCUGGAAUUACGCUUAAGAGAUGAAAAAUACAUUUAAUUGA